Molecule: messenger RNA, 345 nt
Organism: Pseudozyma hubeiensis SY62
Lineage: Eukaryota; Fungi; Basidiomycota; Ustilaginomycetes; Ustilaginales; Ustilaginaceae
Exons: 1
Coding region: 1-345 (114 amino acids)
Source: RefSeq, a predicted model, not a curated record
AUGAAGACGAAUUCAACCGAUGAACAUGGGCUGUCGCUUCGCAGCAAGGGGCGCUCCAAGGCCACGUUUCCGACUCAAGCGAAAGACGACCCUGAACCAUCAAGAUCCGAGAAGACUGUUUUGAACGAAUGCACCUGCGACCGAUCUAGUGCACACCAUGCGGUACAGCCGAUGCUUUUCGUCGACAGUUUAUCGAUCGGCCUUGUUGCGACGGCCAUUGAUGAAGAGAGAUGCAGUCGAUACCCGCCAACCGAACAUGCGCUGUCGGAGAAUGUUGAAAUCGCAGGCACCAUUGCGCACCUCGUGCAUCCUUUCGCAAACACACAACCACACACCUCUACAUAA